AUGAACAGACGUGGUGGUGAAGGUCCCAUGGAUGGGCUCGAGUUCCAGAACGCCCAGUUUGACAAGUCGAGCCCCUUCAUCCAGUUUGCGCAACAACCUCCGCCACUGGCUUCUCACAACUCAGCAGGGCCCAUCUUUGCACCAAAUGGCGCGAAUCCCUUCAGCAAGCCAGGCGCGCCCAAGAACGGCAGCCCCUUGCGACAACAGAACUUUCCACCACCACCCGGGAGGUCCAUCUUCAGCCCGUCCAUAGUCAAGCAGCACACUGCCCCGGCCCUGCGCAACCCAGCAUUCACCACCGCCCGAGCCAGCACACCUGCUUUCACCACGCCUCAGAAGGAUCGCCACGAGGACUCUACCAUGUUCGACACUCCCAUGGAUGACAGUCCCGCCUUGACCGAUGCAUCCGGCCCCGCCGACAGCCCUGAUUUCGAUGACUCGGCUUUGCUUGACAGUAUGAACCUAUCAACGCCCGAUCAGCCCACAAGGCGCAAUCUGUUCUCAGAGAAGAAGUCAGGAAAGGGCGACCUGCCUCGCUAUGACUGGUUCCAGCGUGACAAGGUUCGCAAAAGGGUUAGGAUGGAGAGGGACAGGGACAUCGGAAGCACGAGAUCACGACUGCCAAAUGGCCGCGACGAGGACGAAAGCGACGAGGACGAACCGAUCGGCAGGCGAAACAGGCGGAAGCAGGACUUGGGCUGGUUGCAUCGCAUCCUGACGUCCAUUUCUUCCAACCCAAAUGCGCCCAUGAUAAUCUCGUGGUACCUGCAGGUGCUGUUCAACGCCGCUUGUGGGGGCGUGGUGCUAUGGAUGGCCUGGGGCAUCAUCUCUGCAAUACGCGGCGAGGUGCUCUACUCAUCGGAGAAGGCCAGAGCGCAGCUGAUGGAAGAGAUGAACGCGUGCUCUCGGAGGUACCUGGAAAACAGAUGCUCCCCAAUCGAGCAACGGCUUCCAGCCUUGGAAGGGAUGUGUAAUGAUUGGGAGACCUGCAUGAACCAGGAUUCAAACGUGGUGGCGGGCGUGAAGGCAUCAGCUGGGCACUUGGCUGACAUUCUGAACGAGUUCUUCUCAAGACUCUCCUGGAAAGCGACUGUGAUCCUGUCGUCCUUUUCCAUAAUCGCCAUGUUUGCCUGCAACAUCGCCUUCAGCAAAUUCCGUCACAAUUAUCGGGAACACAACCUUGGCGACGGGCAUCCUGCGGCGCAGUACCAGCAUAUGGCUCCGAUGGGCUUUCCCAUGUCACCAGAGAAGAACCAGGCUUAUAUCUUUGCUCCCAUCGGCCACACACCAAAACACAUCAGACGAGCUUUUCUACAGGAUGAUACAGAAUCUGAGGCCUCACCUGAUUCAAGACUGCUUCCGCCGCCCAGGACACCAUCACGGAGGAGCCCCAGCAAGCUUGACAGGAGCCCGAGCAAAACGGACCGGAGUAGGAGUCCAUCGAAGAGAAGCACGGUCAAGAAGCUUGAGUGGUAA
Diaporthe amygdali is the source of this 1476-nucleotide messenger RNA. RefSeq lists its product as uncharacterized. Gene Ontology annotation, cellular component: nuclear envelope; nuclear membrane. The record is from RefSeq and is a predicted model, not a curated record. Gene Ontology annotation, biological process: nuclear envelope organization; lipid homeostasis. The transcript has 2 exons. Bases 1 to 1476 code for a protein of 491 amino acids. NCBI's taxonomy places the organism in Eukaryota, Fungi, Ascomycota, Sordariomycetes, Diaporthales, Diaporthaceae.